Molecule: messenger RNA, 186 nt
Organism: Anopheles coustani
Lineage: Eukaryota; Metazoa; Arthropoda; Insecta; Diptera; Culicidae
Exons: 1
Coding region: 1-186 (61 amino acids)
Source: RefSeq, a predicted model, not a curated record
AUGCAGCGAAAGCUCGAUCCCACCGGCAUGUACCGGCGUCCAGGUAGUGCGUCCUCGAACUACCAGCGCUCCCAGCAGCAGCAGUUCCACCAUCAACAGUUCCAGAAUCACCAGCGGAUGUCGCCUCAGCAGCAGAAGCAGCAUCAAGUCAUGUGCCAUUACCUGGACCCGACCGGGCUCUACUAA